CAAAUAUUUAAUUAUUAUUAAGAGUACCAGUAUAUACUAGAAACUGGGAAUAAGGUGUUUUCAAAUCACUAUCUAGAGCUCGCUUUUGCGUAGCUAUGGCGGAGGAAGAGGAGGAGCACGCAUUCCUCGCUUCCACAGCGCCGCGCAUUUUGAGAGCGUUUGAUGUCCAGCAGCGCGGAGAGGACGAGGAUCGACCGAUUCCGCACCCGCUGCCGAGGUCGCGUCUCCUCUGGGUGUCGCUGCUCGUUCUCCUGGCCGCGAUCUCGGCUGGAGGAAUCGCGCUUCUCUUCCGUGCGCCCGGCAUUGGAUUCCACACCGCUGGAUCGGCCCGGGAUGGAGCAGCAAUGGUGCUGGGGUUUCACUUCCAGGCGCCCACAAACAGCAGCAUCUGGAUGAUCAGUCCAAACGCCCCGGUGUUCUAUCGCGGAUUCUACCAUCUCUUCUACCGAUUCACCACUCCAUCGUCGUCCAAGAGCAAGAACCAGAGCUCCUGGGGCCACGCCAUCGCCAAGGACCUCCUCCACUGGACGCAUCUCCCCACGGCGCUGGAUCCCGGGCCAGAGAGGUACGACGAGCAAGGAAUUCUUGGCGGAUCCAUGACGCUUCUCGUACAGGGUCCCGUGAUCCUCUACACUGGAAUCUCCAGCGAUGGCGCCACCACACAGAAUGCCGCUGUCCCGGUCGAUCCAGGCGACGCCAUGCUCAAGCACUGGAAGAAGAUCGCCCAAAACCCUCUCAUUCCAGCAGGAGGAAGGGUGGCGAUGAGAGAUCCAAGCAGCGCGUGGAGGGAUUCUUCUUGGCGGAUCCUUCUUGGCGGCGAGAAUGCCAGCGAUGGCGUUGGAUUGGUCUACUGGAGCAACGAUUUCCUGGACGGGGAGUGGAAGAGGCUGGAGACACCACUGCUGCGAAUGCCAGGAGCUGGGAUUUUGGAAUCUCCAGAUUUCUUCCAGGUUUCCGAGAGCAAGCACGUCGUCAAGGCGAGCUUGCGCGAUGACCCAGCCGCCACCUUUGGAUCCGACAGCUAUGCCGUGGGGAGAUACUUCUCAGAGAAUGGGAGCUUUGUUCCAGACGACGACCAUGGAGCUGGAAGAACUCUUGGGCUCCGCUACGAUCACGGCAACAGCUUCUUCGCCUCCAAAUCUUUCGCGGACACUGACAAGGAUCGUCGAGUGCUCUGGGCGUUGCUCCCGGAAGAUCCUCCCAGCAAGGUGGCGGCUCGAGCUCCUCCCGUCCAAAGCAUUCCUCGAAAGUUGUGGCUCGGUAGCGACGAAGACGAGGAGGAACUGCUACUCCAGCUUCCAGUGGACGAACUCGCGAGCUUGCGAAUCGGUCCCGGGAUCCACAUGGCCGAUGUCACGCUGGAGCCGGGUGCCGUGAUCCAAGUUGGAGGAGACGCUCUUCCGCAACUGGACGCGGAGCUCGUCUUCGAGCUUCCAGAUCUCACCACCCAGAUGAGCAUGGAGAACUUCGACGUCGAGUUUAGCAGCACUGGCAACGCGGCCGCGCACUGCCGGAAGAAAGGAGCUCGAGUGAAUGGUAUCCUGGGACCGUUUGGAUUGCUGGUGCUGGCCACUGGAGAUCUCGCCGAGCACACCGCCAUCUUCUUCCACCUCGGGAGAUCCAGAAAGGGCCCUGUUGCUCUAGUCUGUGCCGAUCACAGCCGAUCAUCACUGGCAAACCAUCCCGAGGAAGAUCUGUCCGCUGCUGCUUUGCAUGGAGCCUUCGUCCACCUGGAUGAUCCAACCGUGUUUCGCAAGGUGGCGAAGGCGGAGGUGGAGGUGCUGGAGCUGCGAGUUCUGGUGGACAACUCGGUGGUGGAGACGUUUGCGCAGGGCGGGAAGAUCAGCAUCACUUCCAGAGUGUAUCCAACGCUGGCAAGGGGUGACGCUGCUCGGCUCUUUCUCUUUAACAACGGCAGCAACGCUGUCCGGUUGAAAAGGCUGGACGCUUGGACGAUGAAAGCCGCGGAAGCAACGCUCUUGUAACAUUAUUCUUGACACUGG
Messenger RNA from Selaginella moellendorffii, 2003 nucleotides. Its product is annotated as fructan 6-exohydrolase. Gene Ontology annotation, molecular function: hydrolase activity, hydrolyzing O-glycosyl compounds. Lineage: Eukaryota; Viridiplantae; Streptophyta; Lycopodiopsida; Selaginellales; Selaginellaceae. Gene Ontology annotation, biological process: carbohydrate metabolic process. The coding region runs from base 96 to 1985 and encodes 629 amino acids. The transcript has a single exon. The record is from RefSeq and is a predicted model, not a curated record.